Messenger RNA from Cylicostephanus goldi, 282 nucleotides. NCBI's taxonomy places the organism in Eukaryota, Metazoa, Nematoda, Chromadorea, Rhabditida, Strongylidae. The record is from the annotation of a GenBank genome assembly.
AUGAAACCUUGCAUAAGAGAAGUUGGUGUUGACGCAAUAAAGCUCGCUCUAUCAUUCCAAAUCUCACCUCGAAAACUCGCGGUUCAACGAAAUGACGGCUCCACAUCCGAAGCGCGCCAAUAUCAUUGCGCUACAUGUCGAUGGAUGGGAUGUGCAGAAAAUAGCGAAAACUCUCGCCAUGAGUUCAAAAACUGUCAGAUGACCGCUACAGGUGUAGGAGGGACCAUGGACCGUCAGAGAAGUGGUCGUCCCAGACUGGCGGUCACACGGAGCAACCAUUAG